This is a messenger RNA of Planococcus citri (citrus mealybug), 4113 nucleotides long. RefSeq lists its product as uncharacterized. The transcript has a single exon. The coding region runs from base 1 to 4113 and encodes 1370 amino acids. Gene Ontology annotation, molecular function: zinc ion binding; nucleic acid binding. Gene Ontology annotation, biological process: DNA integration. The record is from RefSeq and is a predicted model, not a curated record. NCBI's taxonomy places the organism in Eukaryota, Metazoa, Arthropoda, Insecta, Hemiptera, Pseudococcidae.
AUGGUGCUCCCUACAGAACAAGAGCAACUGAUUUCAAGCCUCGUGGCAGCUCUUCGCACCUUACAGCCAACCACUACUUCGCUCGAUCCGUUUUCCGAAGGAUCGGAGACUAUGGCAAACUUUUUUGUACGUUUGGAAAACUUCUUCGCUUUACGCCAGAUUCCUGCGGAUCCUGAAGGUGCUACAACUUCAGUAAGAGUACAAAACUUAAUUAAUUACAUUGGCGCUAAAUACGUUUCGACUGUCUACAAUGUCUGUGCUCCGGUGAUACCUGAAAAGAAGAAGUACUCAGAUGUUAAACAGCUUCUUAUCAACCACUUCGAUAAGCCGGUCAACGAAGUGGUAGAGCAACAUCGCUUCAUGUUACGUGUCCAAAGCGAUACAGAAUCAGUUAAUCAGUUUGUUACAGAACUGAAACGCCAAGCCGCUUUAUGCAAUUUUACGUGCGGUCAUUGUACUAAACCUACAAGCGAGCUACAUCUACGAGCACAAUUUAUUCGAGGUAUUCGUGAUAGCGACACACGAAGAGAAUUACUACAGAAAGGUGGUAGCGAAUCUACCACUACUUUCACCUUCGAUAAAGCAGUCGAGUAUGCCGUUGCAGCUGAAUCGUCCAAACUUGGCAACGAUGUAAUUCAAAAUUCUCAUUUCAACGCCUCAACUUCCGGACCAAAACCUGUUAACAAGCUUCAAGUAAAUAAAAAUAAAUCCACCAGGCCAUUUUCACAGCUCCGGGGAUCUUGUUUUCGAUGCGGUGAUAAAGAUCACCGAGCAGACAAAUGCCCUCAUUCUAAAGAAGUCUGCUCAUUCUGCAAUAAAGUUGGGCAUAUUACGAAGGUUUGUCAACUUAAACUACGGCGUAAUAAAUCAAAUUCAGGUCGCGGAGGUCACAGUGGACGAGGUGGCCGUUCGAAACGUCCGUAUUAUCGCCAAAAUAUUCCUAAUACCGGUGCAACGAACCCUACGAAUCCGAACGAAGUAAAUUAUUUCGAUUUUCACGUUCUUAACCUACAAUGCAACUCGAAUUCGAAUAAUUCCGAUAAGAUACUUCUCAACUUCGAUAUUGGUAAUAAAAAUAAGCAGCUUGAACUCGAUACCGGCGCAGCUGUUACUACUUUACGUGUAUCUGUUAUCAGAGAGUUGAUUCCUGGUAUAAAAAUACUUCCAACUACUGAUAAGCUUAGAUCUUUCGAUGGCACUAUUAUUGAUCCGAUCGGUGUUGUGAAUCUUUUCGUCAAGUAUAAAUCGAAUGCUGAAAACCUAACAGCUUACAUUGUGCCAAAUUCUCAUCCUGAAGUUGUUGGGCGUACGUGGAUAAAAGCGUUUCGAAUAUUACCUCCUGAGUUGCUGGAAAUUAAUACUGUUUCAACCGAGGUGAAUUAUACUGACGAAAUUAAGAAGUUGAUUCGCGAAUAUUCAGAUUUAUUUUCCGGUGGAUAUGGCAAAAUUCCUAAUUUUCAAUGCUCACUACGUUUGAAAGAUAAUGCUGUACCUGUAUUUAUGAAGCCUAGAACUUUGCCAUAUGCCAUAAAACCAUUAGUCGAAGCUGAAAUUGAGAAAUUACUUGCCCAAGGCAUACUUUCACCUGCUAAACACCCUACUUGGGGAACACCAAUUGUACCUGUUAUCAAUUCAAAAGGUGCUUUACGAAUUUGCGGUGACUACAAGGUAACAAUCAAUAAGUACCUGAUUGCUGAAAAGUAUCCGAUUCCGAACGUCGAGGAAAUGUUUAGUAAACUUGCCGGUGGUACUCACUUCGUUUCGCUCGAUAUUUUCAGAGCUUAUUUCUGCAUGGUUGUAGAUGAGCUAAGUGCUAUAUUACAGUGCCUUAGUACUCAUUUAGGCGCAUUCUACGUUCACAGACUUAUGUUCGGCGUUGGCAACGCGCCAUGGUACUUUCAGAAAUUUAUGGAUGAAAUAUUAUCGCAUAUACUUGGUGCUGCGGCGUUUUAUGACGAUGUCAAAGUUCAAGGAGCCACAGCCAAAGAGUUACUUGACAGACUCCGUAUGGUUUUCCAGACAUUCCGUGAACAUGGGUUGAAAUUGAACAAAGAUAAGUGUCAGUUCAAUUUGAAAUCAAUUACUUACCUUGGUUUCGUUAUUGAUGCAAACGGAAUUCGAAAAACGCCAGAGAAAAUCGAAACCAUCGUUAAAUGCGAUUAUCCGAAGAAUAUUGAGCAGCUACGUAGUUUUAUUGGUCUCAUCAAUUACUAUGGCCGUUUUAUUCCGAAUAUGGCCGAUAUUCUCGCUCCAAUGUACCAAUUAAUGCAGAAAGAUGUUCAAUUCGUUUGGAAUAACCAAUGUCAAGCAGCUUUCGUUCGAUUAAAACAAGAAAUGACCGAAGAUCGUAUCCUAGUGCCAUAUGACCCUAAAUUACCUCUCGUUUUAGCUGCUGAUGCGUCAUCAUAUGGUCUAGGCGCCUGUUUAUCGCAUAUUUUACCAGGCAAUGAAGAAAAGCCAAUUGCUUUUUGCAGUCGUACGUUAUCGAAAGCUGAACGUGGUUAUAGCCAACUGCACAAAGAAGCUACAGCUAUUUACUGGGCUGUAAAAAAGUUCUUCGUUUACCUUUUUGGUCGCAAAUUUAUUCUACAUACCGACCAUAAACCGCUGACUGCGAUCUUUCAUCCCAACAAAAACUUACCUGAUUUAACUGCAGCCAGAUUACUUCGUUAUGCUUGUUUUCUAUCGAAUUUCGACUACGAUAUACAGUACCGAAGAAGUGAAAAGCACAGCAAUGCCGAUUUUCCUUCUCGUUUUCCACUACCGAUUCCCAGUAACGAGAAAACCGAUGCAGCUAGUUCAGUUUUACUGCUAGAGCAGAUCAGCAUUUUACCAGUUACACGAGCUGAAAUUGUUUCAGAAACGGCUAAAGAUCCAGCGCUAAUUCCUGUUCUCAAUGGCUUACGUUCGAAUUCCGGCCUUGAGAAAACCUGCUUCGCUGGCCAAGAAGCUGAAUUUUCGAUUGAAUCCGAUUGUAUUUUCCGAGGUUGUCGAGUCGUUGUACCUAAAGCUCUACAGCAACGAGUUCUUCAGGAAUUACAUACGGCACACAUCGGUUCUACUAAAAUGAAAAACCUCGCUCGUAAUUACGUUUAUUGGUCCGGUAUUGAUCGAGACAUCGAAAAUAUUACAACUCAAUGUUCCGGUUGUUCUCAAGUUAGAAAUAAUCCUCCUAAAAUCGAUCGUCAUCCCUGGUUGUAUCCAGAAAUAUCGUGGUAUCGUCUUCAUUUAGAUUACGCUGGUCCAUUUCUCAGUAACUACUUUCUACUUGUCGUCGAUGCAUACAGCAAAUGGGUAGAAAUUUUUGUAAUGAGUUCGAUAACAACUUCUAAGACGAUAUCCUUUCUUCAAGAUCUGUAUACUCGAUUUGGUCUUCCGGUUAUGAUUGUCACCGAUAACGGUCCUCAAUGGACGAGUGAAGAAUUCAAAAUGUUCAACUCUUCAAACGGUAUUAUCCAUAAAUUCGCUGCUCCUUACCAUCCUGCAAGUAAUGGGCAGGUUGAACGUUACGUGCAAGUCCUAAAAAACAGCUUAAAAGCUAGCUUGUUCGAUAGCAGUCAAAGUUCAUCAAUUACGGAAAGAGUGAAUCUGCUACUCAUUCAGCUACGCAGAACUACUCACAGCCUGACUGGCAAAACUCCGGCUGAGUUGUUAUUACGCCACAGUUAUCGGACCAAGUUAGAUUUGCUUAUCGAUCCUCAUACGAAACGUAUCCGUUCGGAUCAAAUUCAACAAAUCGAGAAUACCAAACUUCGUGACAUCAAACCUGGAGAUCCAGUUAAUUAUCGAGUUUACAACGAUACGAAACGUAAAUGGGCAACUGGCCUAGUUAUUUCGAAAGGUCCAUUAAAUGCUGUGAUACGUGGUGAGAAUGGCGAAACUCACAGGAGACAUCUCGAUCAAAUGGUAUCAGCUCCUCAUGCCGAACCUUCUUCUGCAGGGGAAGGUACUAGCGAUCAACAACAAGCAACUACGUCGACCAGCAGCGAACAGCAGCCUUCGCAGCCUUCAACUUCUCCAACUCAACCUGAACCUCCGAAACCUCCUUCUACCGACACUGAGCUCCGUCGAUCAAGCCGAUCUCGGAAAAUUCCAUCUAGAUUGGAUAUUUAG